AAUGUCCACUUCUGCAAACAAAUCAAAAGCAUUUGCUAAAUUCAAAAUUGUAUUUAUUGGCAAUCAAGCUGUUGGUAAGACAUCAAUCAUCGCUCGAUUUGUAUAUGAACAAAUUCCAGAAUAACAUCAAGUAUCCAUCAAAUUGUGAUAAUAGCCAACAAUUGGAAUCGACUUUCUUUCGAAAUGCAUAUAGGUAGACAAUAAAACAGUAAGAUUGUAAUUAUGGGAUACUGCAGGUUAGGAACGUUUUAGAUCAUUGAUUCCAUCUUAUAUAAGAGAUUCCCAUGCAGCUGUUCUAUGUUAUGAUGUAUCAAGUAUUAUUUAAAAUAUAAAUUUAAGAUGCCUAAUCAUUUGCAGAUAUUAAAUCUUGGCUAGAUUAUGUAAGAGAAGAAAGAGGAUCUGAUGUAGUGGGAGUGCUUAUUGCUAAUAAAAUAGAUAUUACAGAAAGGUUUAGAAAAAUUUUAUUUAAGAGCUGUAACAACAUAAGAAGGAGAGAAGUUUGCAAAAGAAUAAGAUUUACUUUACUAUGAAGUUUCAGCUAAAGAGGGAACCAAUGUAUAAUAAACAUUUAAAAAUCUUGCCUUGAAACUUUUAGAGCCAAUUUAAAAUGUUGAAUAACCAACUACUGAAUGUAAAUAAUAGUCUCAUUUUAGUAUAAUAACCUGCCAUUUCAAUAAAACCACAAAAUCAACAAACCCCAUAAUCAGAUUAAUAGAAAUGUUAAUGUUGA
Molecule: messenger RNA, 730 nt
Organism: Paramecium pentaurelia
Lineage: Eukaryota; Ciliophora; Oligohymenophorea; Peniculida; Parameciidae
Source: the annotation of a GenBank genome assembly